Messenger RNA from Penicillium robsamsonii, 540 nucleotides. RefSeq lists its product as uncharacterized. The transcript is spliced from 2 exons. The coding region runs from base 1 to 540 and encodes 179 amino acids. Lineage: Eukaryota; Fungi; Ascomycota; Eurotiomycetes; Eurotiales; Aspergillaceae. The record is from RefSeq and is a predicted model, not a curated record.
AUGUACGACUCCUAUCGUCCACAUCCUCUCCUGGCCCAGGUCCCACUGACCGUCUCACCUUUCAUCAACCUCCCCACCUCCGUCACAUUACCCUACACUUACAAAUCUGUCCCCUCAUCUCUACCCCCCUCAGUGACAGUCGAUCUAAACAGCCCUGAUGGUAAGGCCCGCUAUGUUGUCUCCUCGAGCGGUGAGCAUGCAGCUCACCCAGACGACGUGCUCGCCGCGUGCCACUCCCUCGAACAACAUUUGAAUAAGACUCGCAGCAACGCGGAACAAGCGAUCACCGCCUGGAAAGAGUCGAUUAAACAACGCGAGCUGGCCGAAAAGAGACGCCUGGCUCCUGGGUGGCUUGACCGUGAGGAAAAGCUCCUUCAACCUAGCCGGACCAGUAUCUCUCCCGACCCACAGGGCGAUGCCCACCCAAGCCUGCUGGAUAGCUCUUCCACUGAACAAGGCUCCUCGCAAUUGCCGACCAUGGUACCGCAUGACGAUGGGGAGGAGUUGGAUAGGGCGUUCGGUGGUCUAGGUUUGAAAUGA